UCAGCAUUCCAACCAAUCAGAAAAAUUCCCUAUCUUAUGCAUAUUCUAUGUAACGAUAAUUUGAAAUUAUAAAUCAGCACAGAGGUUGUAUAAGGAAGAAGAAUACAUUUUUACAGUUAAUUAACUCUUGUUAAGAAAUUAACCUUUACUGAAAUCCAUAAUUUGUGAUAUUCGUCUCCGGGAACCUCUUGCAUUUCAUAAUGUCUCACAUUGUACUUCAUAUACUGAUCAGUUUAUUUAUAAUUGGUUAUGUGUCGUGUGAUGAUAAUGACGACGGAAUUCGACUUUGGGAUUCAGCAAACCUUAAUCUAAAAACUCCAUCAGUUCAACCAUUCAAACGUAGACAAAUAUUUCGUUAUGGUAAACGAAAUUCAUACCCAACAGCCUAUAGUGGAUAUGAAGACUAUCCUUACCUCCGAAGAAUGUAUCGAAAAUAAUUCAUGGUCAUUAAACACAAAGUUUCAACUGGAAUGAAUGUAUAAUUUGUGAAGUGAAACGAACAAAUUAAUAAUAAAUGAUGUUGAUUGUAAAAUGAUACAUUUUGCAUUUACACGACAUGAAUAAAAAGUAUUUAUAAUGAAUACUACAAAACCUGCUUUUAAGUAAUAAUAUUAAUUUUAUUUUCCAA
Molecule: messenger RNA, 628 nt
Organism: Trichobilharzia regenti
Lineage: Eukaryota; Metazoa; Platyhelminthes; Trematoda; Strigeidida; Schistosomatidae
Source: the annotation of a GenBank genome assembly